AUGUUGUACGUCCCAUCGCUGCUGAAGGAUGACCUCUCAACUAGUCCUCAGCUGUUUAAUUCCAUGAGCCCUUAUGAUGUAGACCUUCCAAUUCAAACAACUGAAGAUGUGUUGUUCAGUUCUCAAUUUAAUCAGUCCAAAGAGCUUCCUGCAGACUUCUCCUCUGUGGAUCUCAGCUUUCUUCCAGAUAUUACUCAAGAUAACAAAGAACAAAAUCUGUCUGAAGAUAGUCAUGAAAUGCAAAAAGAGCUUGAUGGCUCAGUACCAAGAAAUGAGGACAGUGGUAUCUUUGUGGAUGAAAGCAGCUUGUCAUAUCCAGAUGCCGCUCAGCCAUCUCCUGAAGCAUCUGACGUGUGUCCUCCUCUGACACCGAUGACUCCUAUGACUCCGGUGACACCUGCAUCAGAAAGCUCUGGCAUAGUUCCUCAGUUACAGAAUAUAGUGUCAACUGUAAAUUUGGCUUGUAAACUAGAUCUGAAGAACAUAGCUCUGCACGCCAGAAAUGCAGAGUAUAACCCAAAGAGGUUUGCUGCUGUGAUCAUGAGAAUCAGGGAACCACGAACAACAGCUCUCAUCUUCAGUUCAGGAAAAAUGGUCUGCACAGGAGCAAAAAGUGAAGAGCAAUCACGGCUCGCAGCCAGGAAGUAUGCACGCGUGGUGCAGAAGCUUGGGUUCCCUGCCAAGUUCCUGGACUUCAAGAUACAGAAUAUGGUUGGGAGCUGUGAUGUGAGGUUCCCCAUCCGGCUGGAAGGCUUGGUUCUCACUCACCAGCAGUUCAGCAGCUAUGAACCUGAACUAUUUCCCGGCCUUAUUUAUAGGAUGGUCAAACCAAGGAUAGUGCUGCUUAUCUUUGUGUCUGGAAAAGUUGUACUGACUGGAGCAAAAGAGCGUUCUGAAAUCUAUGAGGCAUUUGAGAACAUCUACCCCAUUCUAAAAGGUUUCAAGAAAGCAUCAUAA
Molecule: messenger RNA, 957 nt
Organism: Balearica regulorum gibbericeps (East African grey crowned-crane)
Lineage: Eukaryota; Metazoa; Chordata; Aves; Gruiformes; Gruidae
Source: RefSeq, a predicted model, not a curated record